Messenger RNA from Helobdella robusta, 1424 nucleotides. RefSeq lists its product as hypothetical. NCBI's taxonomy places the organism in Eukaryota, Metazoa, Annelida, Clitellata, Rhynchobdellida, Glossiphoniidae. The record is from RefSeq and is a predicted model, not a curated record. The coding region runs from base 220 to 804 and encodes 194 amino acids. The transcript has 4 exons.
AAAUAAACGAAAUUUUUGUCAUUAGUUUGCUGACUGGCUGGCCGAAACUUGAAAAUUUUUGGAAUUUUUUUAAGUUUUUAGUAAUAAAACCUAUUUCAAAUUCAUUAAACUCGAUAUCUUGUUUAAGAAAAAUUUAAUUUUGAACCUGCAACUAGAAUUAAAAACUAAUUUAGCUAAAUUGUCUAAUAUUUACUAAAUGGACCUCCACAUCGUCAAAGUAUGACCGCAAGGGACAUAGCAGUCAGAUUUGAGAAAAAAGAGAGCGGUGAGGAAAAUGUCUCAUUCGUAUCUUCAACUACAAACGCCGCUGCAGCGUCCACUCCUCCUUCUGUAGCUCGACCCUCUUUUCUCCCGGUAGCAGAACCCUUUGUGACUGAGUCUUCUGUGGAUGAGUCCCCUGUGGCAGCUCCCCCUUCGUCUCCUGUAGUCCGUCGCCCAUCUCCUACCAGCGACUCUUCUGACGGUGCCGACUUUGACAAUGAGCCAUACAUAGAAUGGCUGCAACACAGACAGUAUUACGACUGUGGUGUUGUGACUUCAACAACAGCAGUCCGAAGGACACCACCAUCACCAACACCACCCUCAUCACCAGCCAGACGUCUGGAAGACCAUAAAAGGGCCCUCUUCAGCUCCCAAAUGACUCAAAGAAGUAGAAGCCGCCAGGCCCAUUUUGGUUUCGAUACGUCGUUUCACAAUUUAGAAGCCUUCUUAAGGGAGAUAGUCAGCGCUAACAAAAAUUUCAUAAUAUUUUUAAUCGUUUUAUUCUUAGGUGUCGCUAUUUUUUUGUAUUUCUCAGGUAACUAAUCAGCAUUCUAAUGACAAUAUGGCAAUAAGGAAGGUAGUGUAGUUAUUAGGAACUGAACUGUGUUCAUGGCAGAUAUUUCAUACAAACAUUCGUUUUUAUUAUUCAAUUUAAUCACAAAAAUUUUAUAUAAAUAUUUUAAAUAAACCUGUAUAUGUAAAUAAUUUAAAAUUUAACUGUGGUUUGUUGUCGCUUUGUUGCUUGGUUUCGAUGUUUUACAGAUGUUUACUAGCAGAUCGUAUGGAUAGUUUCUAAGUUUUUAACAUUCAUUAGCCAUUGCUUUAUAUAAAAUGACUUUGUUUUUAUUAUGAAAUAAACAUUUGAUUAACUUUUAGAAAAAUUUUAAUCACGCAAAAUAAAUUUAUAUUGCAAUGUACAUAUUCGUAAGAAUGAGCUGUUUACUUCAGAACUUUUUAAAAUGACAUUUCAUCCGUAUUUCAUUGUAACAUCUUAUAACAUUUUUUUCAUAUUUUGAUUCGAUUUAAGAUUCCAUUGUUAACUGUAUUAUAGGGCAUUUUAACAAGUAUUUAUCAAAAUUAUGAAAUUUUUUCAUGUGCAUGUCGAAAGAGAGAAAAAAAUUAUUCAACACUUCAAUAGUGAAAUUAUCGUAGAAUAAAAUCUC